CUUGUGAUGUUUUUGAAGGUAUAGGAUAGUGUAUAUAUAGCUGUUAAAAGAAGGAGGGCUUACAGAUGAGAUAUCGCAUGGUGUUGUCUGCAAUAGUUCUAUCAGGCAUAAAGUAGGGUGCAGGUGUGUAACCCCACCUUGUUGAACAGCAGGAAACAUUAAGCCUCCACAUGUUCCCAAUGAUACGUGGCUAAGUGAAGGCCUAAGUCUCUUCAUGGAUUAAUUGGUAUUCCAUAUUUUGCCAAACAUGCUUUGAACAUGUUUUCUUCACGUUACCUAAUGUUGAAUUACAGCUGGAUAGAUUAAAUUAUGAGGCAAAGGACAGUGAGAGAUCAUAGACCAUUAUAUUCAUUAGAUUUGAAAUCAUACAUCUAAUCUAUUUGAAGUGGAUUGGCUUGAGAUAGUGUACUAUCAACUUUAACAUCUCCCAUUAAUCCCUAAGAAACACUUCCAAGGCAACACCAUGUGCCCUUUCUGUCCUAUCGGUCCCAUGACUCUUAUCUCAGCCAUCCUCCCUCAAUCAUGCAUGUACCAGACGAUAUCCUACAAAAUUUUUCAUCUCUAUAUAUAUUCAUGGCUGCAAGCAUUUAGAACAGCAAAAAUCGUUCACAUCCUGAAGCAUUUUAGCUCCAAAAACUAGCAUCUUAUUUACAGCUCUCUUUUCUCAACUUGGUCUUUCCAAUUAUCAACAUAUAAAACAUGGGUUUUCGUUUACUUGGUAUCAGAAAGGCAUCCCUUCCAGCAAUCCAAGCAUCUUCAAAAGCUGUGGACGUGCCAAAGGGUUACCUUGCAGUCUAUGUUGGAGAUAAAAUGAAGCGGUUUAUAAUCCCUGUAUCAUGCUUGAACCAACCUGCAUUUCAAGAAUUGUUGAGUCAAACCGAGGAAGAAUUUGGGUAUGAACAUCCAAUGGGUGGUCUCACAAUUCCAUUUCAGAACAUUCUCUUUUCAAAGUCUCAUCACAUAACGAUGGGUUUUCGUUUACUUGGUAUCAGAAAGGCAACAUUCACACGAAGCCAAGUAUCUUCAAAAGCAGUGAACACACCGAAGGGCUACCUAGCAGUUUAUGUCGGAGAGAAAAUGAAGAGAUUUGUGAUCCCCACAUCAUACUUGAAGCAAACAUCAUUUCAAGAAUUGUUGAUUCUUGCCGAGGAAGAAUUUGGAUAUAAACAUCCAAUGGGUGGUCUUACAAUUCCUUGCAGAGAAGAAGAGUUCUUAGAUAUCACUUCUCGUUUGAACUAAUAGUUUCUAAUCCUGUGAAGACUAACCCUAGCAUCAAUUGACAGAAUUUAUGUAAUUCAAGUUUUGAUCUUGAAAA
Vigna unguiculata (cowpea) is the source of this 1315-nucleotide messenger RNA. Its product is annotated as auxin-induced protein X10A-like. Gene Ontology annotation, biological process: response to auxin. NCBI's taxonomy places the organism in Eukaryota, Viridiplantae, Streptophyta, Magnoliopsida, Fabales, Fabaceae. The record is from RefSeq and is a predicted model, not a curated record.